AUGGGUGGUCUGGGUUUCAGGAAUGUUGAUGAUUUUAACACGGCUUUUUUGGCUAAACAAUUAUGGCGACUAAUUGAGGUUCCAGACUCUUUGUUCGCCAGGGUUUUCAAAGGUAGAUAUUACCGGAAUUCCAAUCCUAUGGAUCCGAUACGGUCCUACUCUCCUUCCUAUGGAUGGCGGAGUAUCGUAUCUGCUCGAUCUUUGGUUAACAAAGGGUUAAUUAAACGGGUUGGCUCAGGAGACACCAUUUCUAUAUGGAAUGAUCCCUGGGUUCCAGCUCAAAUCCCAAGACCAGCUUUAAGUAACGGUCCGUUUAAGGACCCAACUCUUUGUUUGACUCAGUUCAUGGAUCCUCAGACGAAUACUUGGCAUCGAGAUCGGCUCUUUGAGCAUUUCAACCCUGUGGAUGUUGCCUUGAUAUAG
Camelina sativa (false flax) is the source of this 423-nucleotide messenger RNA. The record is from RefSeq and is a predicted model, not a curated record. Lineage: Eukaryota; Viridiplantae; Streptophyta; Magnoliopsida; Brassicales; Brassicaceae.